AUGUCAGCAAAAAACAAACCAGAACUCACAAACCCACCAGAACUCUUCUACGACAGGAAAGAGAGUGGGAAAUACCACAGAAGUAGCAGAAUACAAAAGAUACAGAGAGAAAUAGCAGAAAGAUGUGUUGAAUUGCUCGAAGUGGAAGAAAAAAGUCAUGGACUGAUGGUAUUGGACAUUGGUUGUGGUACAGGAAUUAGCACAGAAUGCGUAACAGGUGCAUUUGAUGACGCAGUGGUUGCUGGAAUGGAUAUCAGCAGUGAAAUGCUGAACUGUGUUGAGGAUGAGAAUGUGGAAUUGUUCUUAGGCGACAUAGGCGAAAAGUGGCCAUUUUCAGAUGGUGUCUUUGACUACGCAAUAUCCUGUUCAGUGAUCCAAUGGCUGUUUCAGUCGUAUAAGAAGCAGGAUAUUCCAGCCAGGAGAAUCAGGGGAUUCUUUAGUGAACUCCAUCGAACAGUGAAAACUAAGGCAGUUUUACAAUUUUAUGCAAGUAGAAAGGAGACUGAGAUUCUGACGAAGGCGGCCAAGAGAGCCGGAUUUGUGGGCGGAUUGCAGGUCGAUGGAGAGGGAACGAGAAACGAGAAGAAGUUUCUGGUGCUCUGGAAAUGA
Enterospora canceri is the source of this 609-nucleotide messenger RNA. NCBI's taxonomy places the organism in Eukaryota, Fungi, Microsporidia, Enterocytozoonidae. The record is from the annotation of a GenBank genome assembly.